Saprolegnia parasitica CBS 223.65 is the source of this 537-nucleotide messenger RNA. RefSeq lists its product as hypothetical. The transcript has 2 exons. Lineage: Eukaryota; Oomycota; Saprolegniomycetes; Saprolegniales; Saprolegniaceae. Bases 1 to 537 code for a protein of 178 amino acids. The record is from RefSeq and is a predicted model, not a curated record.
AUGUCCCAAUUCGAUUUGGCCAACGAUGUCGUGUCUAGGCUGCUCUCCCACUUGCUCAAGUACGAAGAGACGCAGAUGGCGGGUCUCGAGACGGGCCUUGGCGCCAUGAAAGAGGCGCUGGUCGCCGAAAUCGACGUCCUUCGGCGGCGCUUGCAACCGAGGCGGUACACCGAGGCCGCGACGCACGACACGUUGGUGCUGCUCCAGCACGCGCAAGCCAUGCUUGGACUGCCCUCGACUACCGACUCGCUCGACGACCAGUGCCGCCAGCACGCGGCGCAGAUGGACCAGCUCCAUACCAUCCGCGACACUGUCCGCGCCGAGUACCGCAACCACCUCGACGCGCAGUUGGAGGCGCUGCGGUUGCUCAAAUCCGCUCGCGAUGGCCUCGAGCUGCCCACGUACAGCAGCCUCGAAGCCCUCGAGAGUGCGAAAAACCAGAUUACGGACGGCAUUGCGCACGCGUCGAGCGUCUUUCAAGGCUAUCAAAACAUCGUGUUGCACCAAGCGGUCGCCACGCGACGACCACAACCCUAA